AUGGCGCCAGUGCGGCGGCGGGGUGGGCGUGGCAAGGGCCGGGGCGGGGUGCCCUGUGUGCCUGCGUCGCGCAUGGACCGCGGCGUCGCCUUCACCCUGGACUUCCUCACGGAGCUUGUCGGUGAUCCCGCCGUGCAGAAGUCCACCGUGCUGUCGGUGAUGCAGUACGCCAUUCGCAAGGGGCUGGCGCGGCGCCGGGGUCGGGACUGGUACCAGCUGCUGUUCCUCGGAGGUCACGGAGAGCCCAGCGACCGAGAGGAGAGCGAAGUCAUCAAGACGUCGGGAGGCAAGUCUCCUGCCCAGGCGUCCCGCACGCCCUCCAUCACCAACCUUUCGGAGUCUUCCCCCGACGCAGACGCGGAGGAGCGACAGGAACCAGCAGCGGAGGGAAAGACGCAGGAGGAGGUGGACAACCGAGGAAUAGAGUCCGUACUCUGGCCGCUCCGCAGUAGGCUCAGUGAUGAGGAGCGACAACGGGAGCCGGGCGCCCGGCCCCGCCCCGCCUCAGCCCUGACCCGCGCGCGCGCCAAGGCGAAGCGCGGGCGGAGAACCAAAGCGACCGCACGCUCCUAG
Molecule: messenger RNA, 573 nt
Organism: Gryllus bimaculatus (two-spotted cricket)
Lineage: Eukaryota; Metazoa; Arthropoda; Insecta; Orthoptera; Gryllidae
Source: the annotation of a GenBank genome assembly